Molecule: messenger RNA, 2045 nt
Organism: Malus domestica (apple)
Lineage: Eukaryota; Viridiplantae; Streptophyta; Magnoliopsida; Rosales; Rosaceae
Source: RefSeq, a predicted model, not a curated record
AAAAUACGAAAAAUUCCCUCCAACUCCAGGUAAAGGCAGUUGGCGAGAGAGGAGAACGAAUCGUAGGAAAACCCAAACAAAUCGCCUACAAUAAAUCUCAACCUUCGCAUCUCCAGAUUCUCCCCACCAAUUACUACUCUCUAUCUCUCUAUCCCUCUAAUUUUCUCUCUCCUCUCUGGAGUUGGAGCCCCGCAGCGCUUCUUUGGCCCGCACACUCCGACCUGCUGCCGUCAUGUUGCAGAAAUGGCAAAUCAAUCAGAAAACCGACCUACAGCAACGGACGUGGGCAAUAUUUUCAUAAACCAAUAUUAUGAUUUCUUUCAAAACGAUCCUCAGGUGCUCCAUAAAUUUUACCAGGACUCAAGUGUGCUAUCUCGUCCUGGACCAGAUGGUUCGACGACGACAGUGACAACUAUGGAAGGCAUUGAGAGCAUGCUACUGUCCUUGGGCUACCAUAAUUAUGGUGAUUUAGAGAUAUCGACUACUGAUUCUCAGUUUUCAUUCAAUGGUGGAGUGAUUGUUUUAGUGACUGGGUAUUUAACUGGGGAUGACAACGUGCGAAGAAAUUUUUCUCAAACUUUCUUUCUUGCCCCGCAACACAACGGAUACUUUGUCUUGAACGAUAUCUUUAAAUAUGUGGAUGUUGUGCCAAGUAAUGUCGAUGAAAAUACACCAGAAGCUCCAGUGCCCUCGAACCAUGUUGUUACAGAGCCCGCUGCCGUUGCUGAUCAGCCCGUGGUCAGUCAAACUACAUCUGUGGAGGUUAAAAAUACUAAUGGAAUGAGAGGGAAUGAUGUGAUGGAAAUUAUUCCGGAACCUGUUACUAAAUAUAGUGUUAGUGCUGAUGAUCCCAUUGAAUCAAGACGGAGUGUUGCCCUGAAAGAAACGGAAGCCACAGCUUCUAACACCCAGAAUGAUGCUCCGAAGAAGUCUUUUGCAGCGGUGGUGAGUUAUUGUUUGGGGUAUCUUGUAGUUGGUGACUGCUUGAGUGAGAAUAAAGCUCCAUUUGUUGUGAGGACACCUGCACGAAAACCUGCACCCAAACCUGUUGAGCAACCGCGUGCACCUGUAACGCCUGAAGCUUUAACUCCCCGAAACAACACUGCUAUGGAAAAGAAUAAUGUCCCUGCAGUUAAGUCUCAUGCCAUUUUCGUCGCCAAGUUGCCCAUGGAUGCGACUCGUGAAGAACUGGAGAAGGUAUUCAAGCCUUACGGACCCAUCAAGCGCAACGGGAUUCAAGUUAGAAGCAACUGGAAUCAGGGAAACUGUUUCGGGUUUGUGGAAUUUGAAUCUGCUGACUCCAUGCAACGUGCGCUUAAGGCAUCCCCGAUCAAAUGCGGCGAAUAUGAGCUACACGUUGAAGAAAGACGAGCCGGCGACAAAGGAAGGUUCUCAUCAGGAAGGGGUGGCUACCGAAAUGACAACUUUAGGGGCCGCGAGAACUAUGGGCGUGAUAAUUACACCGAAGGCCGCGGGAACCACAAUGAAGGCCGCGGGAACUACAAUGAAGGCCGCGGGAACUACAAUGUAGGCCGCGGGAACUACAGUGGAGGCCGUGGUUAUGGAAGAGACGAUCAGGAGAAGAGGGGCGAAUACCGUGAAAUAUCUGGUUCAGCAGCGAGGGGGAAUGCCGGGCGCAAUGCAGAAGAUUAUCAGAACCACAAGUCUUACCAGAAUGGAGGAAACGCUCCUCGUCAAACUGCGAAAUCCGCUGCUGCUUAAAUUAGACUAAGGAACUUAAAACAUAAGAAGCUUAUUUACUUGGAGAGAUUUCAUACAAAAGGCAUUAAUUUUUGGUAGGCACAAGUUAGAGAGCGGCCAUGUUACUUAGUAGGUCUUUGACCUUUCUGAGUUUUCCCCAGUUUUUUUAUUAUUCUCUUAUCUCUUUUUUUUUGGGUCUAAAAAAAUGUUUGAACAAGCAAUAGUCCCGAAAGGAUCGCUAAUGAAAUACCGCAUUUAGAAGCUCAUUUACACCGCAAUGUAGACAAAAAUGGAAUUGUGAGGAUGGGAGAAACUAUAUUUUGGUGGAAUAAUUAUUGUUGGAA